This is a messenger RNA of Ascoidea rubescens DSM 1968, 915 nucleotides long. It is a transcript of the gene SRB2, whose product is annotated as Srb2p. The transcript has 2 exons. Gene Ontology annotation, biological process: regulation of transcription by RNA polymerase II. Gene Ontology annotation, cellular component: mediator complex. The record is from RefSeq and is a predicted model, not a curated record. Lineage: Eukaryota; Fungi; Ascomycota; Saccharomycetes; Ascoideales; Ascoideaceae. The coding region runs from base 1 to 915 and encodes 304 amino acids. Gene Ontology annotation, molecular function: transcription coregulator activity.
AUGAUCACUGCCGUAUUAAUUGUGAAAAAUGCCACUUUGACAUCAAUAUCAACUUUUCAUGAUUUGAUUUCUAAUGAAAUUCCAACUAUUUUGGGAUCUUGGAAUUUUGAAUUUAAAAUAUUUAAAAUAAAUCCAAUCUUUAUUCAAUUGUUACAAGAUUCUGCCGCCAAUUCAAACAGUAAUCAGGAUUUUCAGAUUUAUUUAAAUCAACAGAAGAAUAAAAUUAUGUUUACACUAAACCUUUCAUAUCUAAACAAUAAAAUAAUCACUGUUAUAAAUAAGACUUUUAUGGUUUUUAAUCAUUAUAAUUCUCAAAAUUUACCAUAUUCAAAUUCUAAUCCAAACCAGACGUCUUUUGAAAGCGAUUUUCAUGCCGAAAAGAAUGACAAUCAAGGUAUUAGUCAAUAUACAGAUGGCGGUUCUCAAAUAGACUCAGACGAAGUUAAUCAAAAUUUGACACUUUUAGGUUGUUCCAAUGGUGGAACUGAUUCAAUAGAUUCGAUUAUUACAAAUAGAUUAUCUUCAAAUUGGGCUUUAAGACAAACUAUAGUAGGAAAAGGUGGUAAUUCAUACUAUUUAACAACCAUUGAUGACAAUCCUAACAGCCUUCAAAAUUGUUCAAUGAAAUCAAUAUUCAAGAUUCGAACUGCAAAUUGUUUUUCUCACGGUAACUUUAGAGGCUUUCUUAUUGAAAUUAAUUACCACAAUGAUAGCUCUAAUAUUCAAAAUCAAACAGAGGUUCAGAGAAAAAAUCAAGAGCAAAAUGAUUUAACCACAAUUAAGAAUUUGCUUAAUAAAUUAAAUUUCCCAGUUGUUGACGAUUCUGACCAUAAAUUUUUUUACCAAAAGUUAAAUUCUGGAAAAUCAAAUUACCAUGCUGAUUUAGCAAAUCAAUAUAUUAAUGCAUUAUCCUAA